UCAUGUUACCUCCUCCCUCUCAGAGGGUCUUUAAAUGGCCUGUCGCCUGCUCAGAGAGCGAGACAGCACAGUCCCAGCGACAGGCUCGGAGCAGAGAAGCUUCUCUCUGACAGCAACAGAAUGUUUGGCUCUGUGCUGCUCUGCUAUUGGUCCUUCAGCCUGCUGCGUCUCUCCUCCUCUCUGGUUCAUGGAAACAUCCAGCUGGACGACGACCGACGCACCGACACCUCCUACCUGUCCGACAUCGGGAGAGGCCACGCCCCUGAGCCCAUACAUGACCCCGCCCUCCUGCCUGUCGACUCGAUGGAGGAUCACUUCCUGAUGGACACGGGCUCCUACGACGAGGACUCAUCAGCAGCCUUGCAGCUGCAGGGUCGGGCCAUGCGUUCAUCUCGCCGCUGCAUCCCUCACCAGCAGUCGUGUCUGGGUUACCCGCUGCCCUGCUGCAACCCGUGUGACACCUGUUACUGUCGCUUCUUCAACGCCAUCUGCUACUGUCGCAGAGUCGGCCACGCCUGCCCACCCCGACGCACCUGAUGAUGUCACGCUGUCAGAUACGUGCAAACUGAGAAACAACUGAGGAA
Molecule: messenger RNA, 584 nt
Organism: Hippoglossus stenolepis (Pacific halibut)
Lineage: Eukaryota; Metazoa; Chordata; Actinopteri; Pleuronectiformes; Pleuronectidae
Product: agouti related neuropeptide
Exons: 4
Coding region: 121-537 (138 amino acids)
Biological process (GO): adult feeding behavior; positive regulation of feeding behavior; hormone-mediated signaling pathway
Cellular component (GO): extracellular region
Molecular function (GO): neuropeptide hormone activity; type 1 melanocortin receptor binding
Source: RefSeq, a predicted model, not a curated record